Microthlaspi erraticum is the source of this 456-nucleotide messenger RNA. The record is from the annotation of a GenBank genome assembly. Lineage: Eukaryota; Viridiplantae; Streptophyta; Magnoliopsida; Brassicales; Brassicaceae.
AUGUUGAACCGAGCGAGGAAAGCAAAACAGGCAAGAGAGUUUCUAUACACACACAACAUAGCUCGUGCGGCUUCAGGCGUGCCACCUCUUCGAUGGGACAAAGGUCUAGCUCGAUUCGCUGAUAAAUGGGCCAAACAACGUAAAUCCGAUUGCAGUAUGUUACAUUCCGGUGGACCUUACGGCGAGAACAUUUUCUGGUACCGGGAAAAUAGUAUGUGGUCGCUUGGAAAAGUGGUGAAGAGAUGGUCUGAGGAAAGGUUUAACUACGACUCGAAAACAAAUACAUGUGCAUCGGGCAAGAUGUGCGGCCAUUACACGCAGAUCGUGUGGCGUUCCACGACAGCCGUUGGAUGCGCACGUGCGAAGUGUAGUAACAAUCGUGGGUAUCUUGUAGUGUGUGAAUAUAAUCCAAUUGGAAAUUACGAAGGUGAAAGCCCUUUCGAUCGGAUACAAUAA